This is a messenger RNA of Chara braunii, 4210 nucleotides long. Lineage: Eukaryota; Viridiplantae; Streptophyta; Charophyceae; Charales; Characeae. The record is from the annotation of a GenBank genome assembly.
GGCAUGCCGAUUGCAAUCCGUUUUCGUCUUCCUCAGUAGCUCACAGAAAUAUGGGACGAGCUCUGCAUCUGGAUCGAAACGCGCAUUGUAGACAAUCAGAAGAAUACCCACCUGCAUUCUAUUCGAGGGAUGUGAGACCUCAUCCGAUCCCCCUACCGACACCCACUACCCUCUCAACGCCCCUCCUCCUCCUCCUCCUCACCCUUCCUCCUCCACCCGUGUAGAGAUUCCAAGCAUCUGUCUUUUUGUGGGCUACCGUGGAUGCCUUACAAAGAUAGCGCACAAGCGGUACGCGUGCAGACGCAGGGCUCGCAAACGGGCCCGGGAGGAGAGGGACCUUAGUGUGGCAGUUUUCUAACCCGCCUACUCAUCGUCCUCCUCUCCUUUGUCUUCCUCCUUGCCUUUCGUCCUCCUUGUCCUAUUCCUUUUCUUCUUCCCACUCGCCGUCCUGUCGCUCUUCUCCUUUCCCUUCUCUGUUUGGGGAUCGCUAGCAUUGAACACCUUACCUCGCUUCCGAGAACACCUCUCUUCUCCUACACGGCUUUUCCAGUCGGUCCUCUCCCAUUCCAUCCCUUCCUCCUGCAAGCACACUCUGCGGCUGGGUGACGGGAAUACCCGCUCCCGUGCCUGUCAGUGCUGUCACCACCUCCUCCUCCUCCUCCUCCUCCUCCUCCUCCUCCUCCCUCGGCGAGCGCUGCGUCCAUCACAUCGUCCUCAGAUCACAGGGGCAGCUGUUGGGUCCUUAGACAUAGCCAGACUUACGUCAGCGCCACGUGGAAGGAACACAGACUACGUGGGUGUUGCCCCAUCAGAUCACUGCUUUGGGCAGGUGUUACCAUCUCAGCGCCGUCCUUGUCUUCCGCCUGUCGCGUUCUUCGUCCUCAUGGUCCAGGGCUUUGUUCCAGUCGUGCGCUUGUUGUCCGGGUCCUGAUUUUGCUCCCACGGAAGCUUAGGAACCGGCUCCAGGCGCGGGUUCGGCUGGUCGUCCACUGGCUCGUGGCCAGUUGGAGCGGCUAAGACAGAGAAGGCAGUAAAGGAGGAGGAGGAGGACGAGGACAGGACAGAAAGUAAAGAAGGAGGAGGAAAGAGAAGAGAGGAGAGUGUAGAAGAGGAGGAGGAGGAGAGGCGGAAAGUCUCCAAGCUAGGCUUGCAGCAGCGAUGGAGUAUUAUCCGGCAUGGGGUCGAAACCAGUUGUUCGUUCCUGGUCCAACCAAUAUCCCCGAGCCGGUCCUGCGGGCCAUGAAUCGAGGGAACGAGGACCAUCGCUCCCCAGCCUUUCCGAAGCUGAGUAAAUCCGUCCUCGAAGACGUCAAGCGGUUAUUCAAAACCACCACCGGCACCUCAUUCAUCAUUCCUUGCACCGGCACGGGUGCUUGGGAAAGUGCUUUGACGAACACACUAUCACCAGGGGACAAAAUCAUCUCUUUUGAGAUGGGGCAAUUCAGCCUACUGUGGAUUGACCAGAUGAGGCGUCUGAACUUUGAUGUUGACGAGGUGGAAUGUGAAUGGGGUGCCGGAGUGGAUCUCAAUGUUCUCCGGAGGAAACUGGAGGCUGACAAAAUGAAGAUGGUGAAGGCAGUUUGCGUCGUACACAACGAGACAGCUACUGGGGUGACCAACAACAUAGGCGCAAUCCGUGCUGUGCUCGAUGCAUGCAAUCAUCCAGCCUUGUUAUUGAUUGACGGGGUGAGCUCAGUGGGUGCGAUUGAUUUCCGCAUGGACGAGUGGAGAGUCGAUGUGGCGUUGACGGGGUCACAGAAGGCACUCUCCCUGCCAACAGGACUGGGAAUUGUCAUUGCGGGGCCAAGGGCUAUGGAAGCCUAUAAGACAGCAACAAGCACACGUGUAUUCUUUGACUGGGGUGACUACAUUAAGUUCUACGAGGCAGGCACGUACUGGCCAUACACACCCUCAUCGCAGAUGCUGUACGGUCUUCGUGCGGCCCUUGAUCUUCUGUUUGAGGAAGGUCUGGAGCAGGUGUUUGCCAGACAUUCUCGCCUUGGAGAGGCCACCAGGCGUGCAGUCAAGGCUUGGGGACUGGAUAUUUGCACAAAGCGGCCAGAGUGGCACAGUGAUACUGUUACAGCAGUUGUCGUGCCGAGCCACAUCAACAGCGCCGAUGUAGUCAGGACAGCAUGGAAGAAAUACAACCUCAGCCUUGGAGUUGGUCUCAACAAAGUGGCAGGCAAAGUCUUCCGUAUUGGGCACCUCGGAAGCAUGAAUGAAGUUCAGCUUCUGGGAGCCCUUGGAGGUGUGGAAAUGACACUCAGGGAUGUUGGCUAUCCCGUCGUGCUGGGCAGUGGGGUCGGUGCGGCAUGCGAAUACCUUCGACUCAACACCCCACUGAUCCCGUCUCGACUGUGAGAUGGUGACGAAUAUUGGUCUUGAAGGGCAUCAUUCAGCACCCUAGAGGGAGGUCAAAGGCUGCGUCAGCUUGUGAGGGGCAGCUGUGGCAUCAUCUGUGGAGCGGGCACCUCCCUGGACUGCGUUGUUGGGGGCAAAUGCUGUUUAGCGGUCAGCUACCAACUGUCGUCUUGGGAUGCGGCCCUCUUGGACAAGUUAGUGUGACAUGUGUGACCACCUAGCUGCCGAUUGCAGACAGAGGGGCAGAACUUGUGGAGGAGUGAAAGGGGGAUCCUCCCCUUUGGAUCUCUAGUGUGUAGCAAAUGGGACUGGCUGCUGAUUGCAGGCAGACUGGCUGGUCUUGGGAGGAGUGAAAGAGGAUUUCUAGAGAAAGUGUGUGGGUUCACAUGUCUUUUGGUCGUUUUCUUAUCUGGUCUGUCCAGUCGCUCAACAAGUGUUCCAGCAAACCUUCAGCUGCAUCCGAUGUCCAGCGAGGACCCUUCUGCAGCAGGCCAGAGGCUUGGUAUGACCUGAAGCACCUUCUGACGUCAGGCAAGAAGUCGAGAACCCUUCGGCAGAAGGCCAGGCAAUGGUUUAGUACGGUCCCAAGAACUGUAUGGUCAGAAAGAUAGGCCCUCCUAAAUUCAGGUGGAGACCCAUCUGCCUGGUGGUCCCAGAGAGACCCGAUUUCUCUGACGUCAUGGAGGACUCGUAUGGUCUGUCGAAGAAAACCAUCCCAGGAUCCAGGAGCAGCAAGAAGACCGCAGGACGCAUCCAUCUCUGCAGCUACCUAUACAUGUAUAGUGGAAUUGUGGCAAUUUCCUUGCUAAGCAUUGCUCCAUAGCUUCACUAGAUACCCAUGUAUGGAGCCACUCAAUGCCUAUGCCUGGGUCCUCAGGCAGGAUAAGAGAAAAAACACCCAUUCAUACAUGCCUUCUCUGGAAACUUGCAAUAGAUUUGUGAACACAUCUUUCAGCGAGGGCGAUCCAGAUGGACAAUUUCUCUGUACGGCAUACUGCAUAGAGUGGAUCUGCCUGGCAUGUGAAGGGAGGCCUGGGGGCAAGCAGACGCUUGCUUCUCCCUUGAUCUGUUUGCACCCCAAGGCCAGCAGGAAGUGCGGUUGCGAUGGAGCAGAAAAGAUUGCCAUGAUGUAGACUCCGCAUACAACAAUGGCAAAGAAAACUAACCUAUGAGGGAGGGAAGUUCCAGUAAAUCUUAACGCAGUCUAGACUCAGCAAACAGGCGCGGCAUAGAUUUGGCGAACAAGGGCAUUGGAAACGAACAUAUGUGGGGGGGUCGGGGUGCCGGGGGCAGAGAUUCUGUAAGCCUGGCAUAGCGAUAGCAUAGGCCGAGCAAACAGCAGCACCGAAAUCUAGCCAUCUGCUCCGCGUAGGCUCGGCAAAUGAGGGCAUAGAAAACUAACAUGUGGGAGGGAUGAGCUUGCAUAGGCGCAGCAGCAUAGGGCCAGGAAGCAAUGGGCACAGAAACCUAGUGAUAUGCUGUCCUGGAUGUGCACCGUAAGAGCUAGUUUGAAGGCAGACGGUGAAGCUGAGAUCAUGGGAUUCAGCCAUCACAUCAGCAAGAAAAGCAGGUAAUCUUAGUUGAAUGGGAAACACCAUGAAGAUCGAAGAGGGACAACGGAUCUAUAUCUUUGCCCACCUGUGGGAUGAUUCUUGUAUCACUGUUGUGGGUUGUGGGAAUUACCCUCUCCAAGCGUAUUGGACCUCUUGGUCAAAAAUCUGAGUUCGGACAGAUUUUGAAAGAAGAAGAAGAAAAAAGACGUGGAUUAAACCUUCAACAUUGUCGAGGCUGUUCCUCAGAGGCAGGCAUGAGAACACACAAGCCGCGACUCUAGUCUAUGACACCC